GUGGGUGUGUACCGAUACUCCCAAGGUUGGAUGACAAGUAGUCCUCUCCGGCGGCCGUUGCCUCGCACGGAGACAGGAGAGCCAUGGGGAAGACAGGUGGAAGAGGAGACUUUGAAUGGGUCUACACGGACCAGCCGCACACCUCGAGAAGAAAAGAAAUCCUGGCCAAAUAUCCAGAGAUCAAGACUCUGAUGGGUCCAGACCCCCAGUUGAAGUGGGUGGUGUCCGGCAUGGUCCUAACCCAACUUGUCGCCUGCUACCUGGUCCACAAUCUUUCAUGGAAGUGGGUCUUCUUCUGGGCCUACGCCUUCGGAGGCUGCAUUAACCACUCCCUGACUCUGGCCAUUCACGACAUUUCCCACAACGUGGCGUUUGGGAACGGACGUGCAAAGUUGAACCGCUGGUUUGCCAUGUGGGCCAACUUGCCCAUUGGGGUGCCCUACUCCGCCUCCUUCAAGAAGUACCACAUCGACCACCAUCGGUAUCUGGGUGGUGAUCAGCUGGAUGUUGACAUCCCUACAGACCUUGAAGGAUGGUUCUUCAGCACCCCUGCUAGGAAGAUCCUAUGGCUUUUCCUCCAACCUCUCUUUUAUGCCAUACGGCCAUUAGUGGUCAAUCCAAAACCAGUGGGUCUGCUGGAAAUCCAGAAUACAUUAGUUCAGCUCGCAGUAGAUGCAGUUAUAUUCUAUUUUUGGGGGCUGAAGCCUGUUGUUUACCUCAUUGCUGGAUCUAUAUUGGGCAUGGGACUGCACCCCAUCUCUGGACAUUUCAUAUCAGAACACUACAUGUUUCUGAAGGGAUACGAGACUUAUUCAUACUAUGGACCACUCAACUGGAUCACCUUCAACGUAGGGUAUCACAUGGAGCACCAUGACUUCCCCAGCAUACCUGGCAGUAAACUACCUCAGGUCAAAAAGAUUGCAGCAGAGUAUUACGACUCCCUGCCUCAGCACAACUCCUGGGCUCGAGUUCUCUGGGACUUUGUGUUUGACGACAGCAUCGGUCUGUAUUCUCGAGUCAAACGGGAGUACAAGCUAAGCAAGCAGGAAUAAAUCUGAUGUCAUAUUUAUACAGAAAAGUGAGUUGCACUUGUUGAAAAUCAUCUAACCACAGAUAAAUGUCUCUAAACAAGCAUUUAUCCUAAAACAAGCAUUUAUCUCGUGAGAUAAAUGCUUGUUUUUCCCGUCUUCUUCAUGUGAUGUAAUGUCACUGACAGCAAACCCAACAAAAUGUUCAACAUUUAGCCACUGGUGUCCUCGUCUAACUUUGUGGUGAACUACACAUUAUAGCUGCAAGUGCACUUAAUUCCUGGAAGCACUUAGUGAAUGAUAUUAAGCUGGAUGGUUUUCUUCGUUUUUAGUCCCACUUUAAGAAAUGUUGGCCAUUUGCCACAAUAUUAGUGGUAGUGAUGUUUGUUUUUAGCCAGAAGGCAAUGAGAAUAAAAUGUGAAAAAACAUACCAUUUCACCAUCUGUAACCC
Messenger RNA from Nematolebias whitei (Rio pearlfish), 1479 nucleotides. It is a transcript of the gene degs2, whose product is annotated as delta(4)-desaturase, sphingolipid 2. The coding region runs from base 84 to 1052 and encodes 322 amino acids. Gene Ontology annotation, biological process: sphinganine metabolic process; ceramide biosynthetic process. Gene Ontology annotation, cellular component: membrane. Gene Ontology annotation, molecular function: sphingolipid delta-4 desaturase activity. NCBI's taxonomy places the organism in Eukaryota, Metazoa, Chordata, Actinopteri, Cyprinodontiformes, Rivulidae. The record is from RefSeq and is a predicted model, not a curated record. The transcript is spliced from 3 exons.